UGCACGGCCUCGCUUCUUGUCAGCAACACCAGGGCAGCCUGCAACGAGGACUUGCUCAUGCGCGAGGGAGUCACCUUCUGCAUUAAUGUCAGCAAGCAGCAGCCGUUCCCCAGCCUCCAGCAGGUCCGGGGCAUACGUGUACCUGUGUUUGAUGACCCAGCUGAAGACCUGUAUCGGUAUUUUGAAGAGUGCAGUGAUGCCAUAGAAGAGGCUGUGCAGAGCGGUGAGUGCUUAGUUUACUGUAAAAAUGGCCGCAGCCGAUCAGCUGCUAUUUGCACCGCUUAUCUGAUGAGACACCGAAAACUCUCCCUCAAGGAUGCCUUUGAGACUGUGAAGACUGCCAGACCAGUAGCAGAACCCAAUGCAGGAUUUUGGUCCCAGCUGCAGAGAUAUGAAGAAGAUUUGCAGAUAUCAAAGCAGUCUGAUCUGCUGAGCAGAGGACUUAAAAAUAGCAAUGUGUGA
Messenger RNA from Leptosomus discolor (cuckoo roller), 462 nucleotides. It is a transcript of the gene DUSP28, whose product is annotated as dual specificity phosphatase 28. The record is from RefSeq and is a predicted model, not a curated record. Gene Ontology annotation, biological process: protein dephosphorylation. NCBI's taxonomy places the organism in Eukaryota, Metazoa, Chordata, Aves, Leptosomiformes, Leptosomidae. Gene Ontology annotation, molecular function: MAP kinase tyrosine/serine/threonine phosphatase activity. Gene Ontology annotation, cellular component: cytoplasm.